UUAGCAUUGAUUUGAACAAUUUCAAAUUCGUCGCGUUUCUUCAUUUAUUUAAUAUUUUUAUACUGCAACGAGCACAAACUGCGUGACGUUUGAAAAUUGUGACAAUUUGGUUCGUAUAACCUUCACGUCGAAAGGAAUAUAUUUAGAUUUAAAUAAAAAAAUAUAAACGCGUCCCGAUUCCGCGUCUGAUUUCUCGAAAUCUAACUUGAGAAAAGUUUCGUAUACGUGAGCCGUAUACAAUUAUAGUUGAGCAACAGAAAUAUAAGAGCGAUUAAGAUUAUUCGGAUAAGGCUGCCAUGUUUUUGCCCCACCGUCUUGUUAGAGUGAACGUGCAAUUCAUAAGAAGCGUGGCUUAUAUCAAUUCGGCUAGUAACUACGCUGCUUCCAUUCGGGUGUUAUCGUCGAAAGUUUCCCAUCAGCCGUUCAACAAUUCGACACUUCUCCUCGCCAGGACGUUCAGCAUUUCCUCCGUAGCAAUGACGAAAAUACAGGCCGGAGCUGUCGUCGAUAUCUUAGGCGAUGAAAUGACAAGGGUAAUUUGGGAAUCAAUCAAAGAGAAACUUAUUUUACCACAUUUGGACAUUGAACUUCAUACUUAUGACUUAGGUAUUGAAAACCGGGACGCCACUAAUGAUAAAGUAACUGUAGAAUGCGCAGAGGCCAUUAAGAAGUACAAUGUAGGAAUCAAAUGUGCCACUAUUACUCCAGAUGAAAAUAGAGUAAAAGAAUUUAAUUUGAAACAAAUGUGGAAAAGCCCAAAUGGCACUAUCAGAAACAUCUUGGGUGGCACAGUUUUCCGAGAGCCCAUUAUCUGUAAAAACAUACCAAGAUUAGUGCAGAGUUGGACCAAACCAAUUAUCAUUGGCAGACAUGCUCACGCAGAUCAAUAUAAAGCCAUAGACUUUAUAGUACCUGGGCCAGGUAAACUUGAAAUCGCAUGGACUGGUGAUAACGGAGAGAAAAUUCAACAUACUGUUCACAGCUUUAAAGGACCUGGGAUUGCACAAGCUCAGUACAAUACAGAUGAAAGUAUUUUAGCUUUUGCUCAUAGUUCUCUCCAAUUUGCUCUGUCAAGAGAGUAUCCUUUGUAUCUUUCCACAAAAAAUACUAUUCUCAAGCAAUACGAUGGUAGAUUUAAGAAUAUUUUCCAAGAAGUGUAUGAUAAGGAAUACAAAGACAAGUUUGAAGCUAAGAAAAUUUGGUAUGAACAUCGCUUGAUAGAUGACAUGGUAGCAUAUGCGAUGAAGAGCGAGGGUGGCUUUGUAUGGGCUUGCAAGAAUUAUGAUGGAGAUGUUCAAUCCGAUUCUGUAGCACAAGGCUAUGGAUCUCUAGGUCUAAUGACUUCAGUUUUAAUUUGCCCAGACGGACGUACUAUAGAAGCAGAAGCUGCUCAUGGUACAGUUACAAGACACUACCGUCAGUAUCAGCAAGGGAACGAAACUUCAACAAAUCCCAUUGCUUCUAUAUUUGCGUGGACAAGAGGUCUACUUCAUCGUGCAAAAUUGGAUAAUAAUCAAGAUCUCAAAAAGUUCGCAGAAACGUUAGAGUCUGUCUGUAUUAGUACCAUUGAAUCAGGCUUCAUGACAAAGGAUUUAGCAGCUUGUAUCAAAGGCCUGAGUAAUGUUGUUAGAUCUGAUUAUUUAGAAACAUUCGAGUUUAUGGACAAGUUAGCAGAAAAUUUGCAGAAGCAAUUAAAAUGACUAUAUCAUGAUUUUUCUAAUAAAAUGUCAAAGUAUUAAUUUUAGACAGAAGAAAAAAGCAUUACUAUUGGUUACGGGGAAAGAAAUUGCAUUUACUUACACAUGUUAAAUAGAAUACAGUGACAUGAAUGAAAAUAGGAUUAAUAUAUUGUAAUAAUGAUUUUUAUAAAAAUAUAUUCAUCAUACAUG
Messenger RNA from Frieseomelitta varia, 1889 nucleotides. RefSeq names its product isocitrate dehydrogenase [NADP] cytoplasmic (gene Idh). The transcript has 2 exons. Gene Ontology annotation, biological process: isocitrate metabolic process. Gene Ontology annotation, molecular function: magnesium ion binding; isocitrate dehydrogenase (NADP+) activity; NAD binding. Gene Ontology annotation, cellular component: peroxisome; cytosol; mitochondrion. Lineage: Eukaryota; Metazoa; Arthropoda; Insecta; Hymenoptera; Apidae. The coding region runs from base 297 to 1700 and encodes 467 amino acids. The record is from RefSeq and is a predicted model, not a curated record.